Molecule: messenger RNA, 631 nt
Organism: Paramecium pentaurelia
Lineage: Eukaryota; Ciliophora; Oligohymenophorea; Peniculida; Parameciidae
Source: the annotation of a GenBank genome assembly
AUGUUCUAUUCUUAAUAACCUUAUAUCUACUUUCCAUUCUAUUAAACCCAAAUGUGCUUUCCAAUCUACUAUUGUUCCAUUCAACCUUUAAAUCAACAAUUACCUGAAAAUUAGGAAAAUCUAUUCUAAAAUUAGGCUAAUUACAAUCCUCAAAACAAUCAAAUUUAUGAUACUGAUUAAGAAAAGAGUUAUAAUUCUUCAAUUGAAGAUGACAAAAUGGACUUUGCUAUCAACAAAAAUAAAUAACCAUUUAAAUUAACAAAAAAGAUUACCAAAGUCCUUGAUACAACCAAUUUUCAUAAGAAUUUUGCUAAAGCAAUCGUUGCUUAUGCUAUAAGACAACAAAUUAUCAUUUUAAAGAUUUUAGGUGAAUAGAAAGGAUAAGAAUUCCUUGAACUUAUUUAAUCCCUAAAAAAUAAACUUAGCAAUUUGACACAUCUUAUCAAACAUACAUGCAACCCAGACUUUUUAAAAACCUUUCGUAUUCUUACGUAAAAACAUAUUAUUAAUUUUUAGUAUGAAUUUUCUUAAAAAAGAAUCUAUCCAAUAUAUUUACAACUCUAAAAUUUAGCAAAAGUCUAAUCAUUUAAGGCAUAAGAAUAUCAUCAAAAAAACUCUUUUAAGAAUUUGA